AAAGGAGGCGAUUCAAUCCUAUCGUGGCGACGUCCCGAACAUCCGAGCUUCCGAGCCUGCGGUGAACCGUGCUUCCCAUUCCAGAAGAAAAUUGAACUAACGUUAUUUUAGUAUUAUCGGGAAACUGUCCUCACGUUUUAUAAAUAGAAUAGCGGGAUGGGGCCACGUGUGUGUCUGUUUGUCAGCUCUUGAAUUACCCGUGAUCAUCACGCUUCCGAAUGGACAUGCCGCGAACAAUGCGGUAACCAUCCAAGCGAGGGGCAUGCGAAAGAGGUGCCUGCACCUGUCCAACCGUCCAGUUCUCUGAGCCUUACUACUUCCACAAUGCCUAAUGUGGACUGCUUGGAUGAUUCAUUGUACGCCUCGGGUGGGAAGGGUUCCAUGCGGUAUCUCUUCCUUCAUGGAGGUCAUUCCCAAUUACCCCUUGGUGACAAUGUCUCGGUGGAGGCCAAGGUUCUGGUACAAAAUACUCACGGAGAGAUUAUUUUCGACGACAGCCCAGAUCAACCCACCUCACAGUACCAGUUCCUUAAUCGCAGCUUGAAAUCCGUCAAUGGAAAGGAAGAUGCGUACAUACCAAAGCAGGUCUUCGUCGAGAAGAUGUUGAUCAAUGUUUCUAUCCCCACAUUACUGCUCGCUGAGAUUCCACGGGAUCAGGCAGAGAUGUCAAGCGGUGAAGAUGUAUCUUAUGUCACCCUACUGAUUCUCGGCCGAACCGGUGUCGACCAAGCGUCCUUUCAAGACUAUGAAUACCUCAAAUCCAUGCUCCAUCUAUUCGUUCCCCGAUUUGGACGGGCCAUAUCCCGCAUGAGCGACGCGUACCUCCCCGGGGACGCACUCAAUUUGUCACGUGAGGUUGCCAGUUUGAUGAUGGUUCCGUCUGCAGAUACCAAUAAUCUCCGCACGUUCCUGGGCAUGUAUGCGAAGCGUUACAUGAUUAAAUCGUCUAAUGAGGUAGAGGUACUGGAGCGGUGUUUGUUGCAUAUGUUAAAGAUGCCUUUCGAGCUGAGCUCGGCAAUACGGUAUGGACUUAUUUUACACUGAGCUUGUCACUUCAGCGUGCUGGUGGGGUUAGUGGUAUUUUGAUACAUGGCCACUACUUCGAAUGUAUUUCAUGGAAAUAUGAUACAGCGCAGAGCGUUGUUCUCUUUCCUUUUUGGUUCUGAAUGGUAUGUUAUGUGUCGGGAUAU
This is a messenger RNA of Aspergillus welwitschiae, 1190 nucleotides long. RefSeq lists its product as uncharacterized. The coding region runs from base 325 to 1044 and encodes 239 amino acids. The transcript has 4 exons. NCBI's taxonomy places the organism in Eukaryota, Fungi, Ascomycota, Eurotiomycetes, Eurotiales, Aspergillaceae. The record is from RefSeq and is a predicted model, not a curated record.